AUGGUGGAUGGAGUUAUGAUUCUUCCCGUGCUCAUCGUGAUGGCCUUUCCCUCCCCGAGCUGGCAAGAUGAUGAACAGAAGCGAAACAUGGUCCACUACGAAUGCGUGUGCGAAGGCAUGUCCUGUGGGAAUGGGGAUCGUUGCCAAGGCCAGCAGUGUUUCGCUUCCCUGAGCAUUAAUGACGGUGCUAAGGUUUACCAGAAAGGCUGCUUCCAAGUCUACGAACAAGGGAAGAUGACGUGCAAAACGCCUCCGUCCCCUGACCAGGCCGUCGAGUGCUGCCAGGGGUACCUGUGCAACAUGAACAUCACUGCGCAGCUGCCCUCCUCUAAAGGGCAAACCUUUCAAGGAGAAGCUGCAGGUUACAGCAUGGAAACACUAAUCAUUGUUAUACUGGCUCCUGUGGUGGUGUUGAUAGUUUUUUCUGCAGUAGCUGUGCUGAUCAUCCGGAGGAUACAGAAAAACCAUAUGGAGAGGCUCAACUCCAGAGAUGCAGAAUAUGGCACAAUCGAGGGACUCAUCGCAUCAAACGUUGGAGACAGCACGUUGGCAGAUUUAUUGGAUCAUUCCUGCACAUCUGGAAGCGGUUCUGGACUUCCCUUCUUGGUGCAAAGAACGGUGGCUCGCCAGAUCACGCUGGUAGAGUGUGUAGGAAAGGGCCGUUACGGAGAAGUUUGGAGGGGUCAGUGGCAAGGGGAGAACGUUGCUGUGAAGAUCUUCUCUUCCAGGGAUGAAAAAUCCUGGUUCAGGGAAACUGAACUGUACAACACUGUGUUGCUGCGGCACGAAAACAUUUUAGGUUUUAUUGCAUCUGACAUGACUUCCAGAAACUCUAGCACCCAGCUGUGGCUGAUCACCCACUACCACGAGAUGGGCUCUCUGUACGACUACCUGCAGCUCACCACGCUGGACACCGUCAGCUGCCUGCGCAUCGUCCUGUCCAUCGCCAGCGGCCUGGCGCAUUUGCACAUCGAGAUCUUCGGCACCCAGGGCAAGCCGGCCA
This is a messenger RNA of Eurypyga helias (sunbittern), 1003 nucleotides long. It is a transcript of the gene ACVR1, whose product is annotated as activin A receptor, type I. Lineage: Eukaryota; Metazoa; Chordata; Aves; Eurypygiformes; Eurypygidae. Gene Ontology annotation, cellular component: plasma membrane; BMP receptor complex. The transcript has 6 exons. Gene Ontology annotation, molecular function: SMAD binding; ATP binding; transforming growth factor beta receptor activity, type I. The record is from RefSeq and is a predicted model, not a curated record. Gene Ontology annotation, biological process: protein phosphorylation; heart development; dorsal/ventral pattern formation. The annotation marks the transcript as partial.